Molecule: messenger RNA, 1866 nt
Organism: Lytechinus pictus (painted urchin)
Lineage: Eukaryota; Metazoa; Echinodermata; Echinoidea; Temnopleuroida; Toxopneustidae
Exons: 2
Coding region: 75-1154 (359 amino acids)
Cellular component (GO): membrane
Molecular function (GO): monocarboxylic acid transmembrane transporter activity
Source: RefSeq, a predicted model, not a curated record
UUCCCGAUAACUUUACUUUCAUCAGCAUUUUAACUUUUUUUGGAACAAUCCUCGGCGGUACGUUAUUUCCCCAAAUGGUCUUUCUCAGUUUGAUGGCAUAUGGUGUAAGGGGCUCUCUGCUCAUUCUUGGGGGGUUGCUGAUGAAUUUGUUACCGAUCGGAUAUGCUCUCAAAGUCAGUACAAAGCAAGAAGAAAUUACCGACGAUGACAGCAAUGAUGAAUCUUUACCAUUAAUCUCUAGACCUAAAGAAACUGUAGAGAAUAUCAAUGCUAGUGGUAGCAAUGGAAAUGCCACGAACGCCCUUGGUGAAAUACGGGCACCAAAAGUGGACAGUUCAAAGAAAUCACCAGAUAAAGAAGGAUACUUCCUAAAUAGCUCCCAAAGACAUACUCCAUCGGAUCAUCUGGAAAGGAAGAACAGUGACAGAUUAAGAGAGGCCGAAAAUCAACCAAGCCAAGUGUGCUGUGAUGACACUGAUGAAACAAGGAAAGAAACUAAAGAUAAGAAUGGUAGGAUUUGGAAGAUGCUCAGUCGAUUAAAAGAAGUCAUGCACAUGGAUUUCUUCAAUGAACACCCCCUCUUGUCCUGCACACUCAUUCCUAGCGUUGGAAUCUUUAAUUGCGUGAUACUAGGGUGGGAUCUUUUCGAGGUUACCUACGGGAUCUCACGAGGUAUAGACCGUAGAACAGUUAAAUUCAUUCCCAUCGCUUCCUUUGCAGGAUGUGCAUUCUCGCACAUUUUGCUCAUCUUUAUCUUCCAACGCAAACCUCAGUACAACAUCCUCGUUUUCUUCUCGUCCUGCUGUUUAGCAACCUUGGGGUUCUUUCUGAUGAACCUUUCCUCUUUGCUAUGGUACAUUCUGAUGGUGUCAUUCGUGAUGGGUGUUGGAACGAAUGGUGUUAUAAAUACAAGUGAGGGCGUCAUUGCCUUCGUUGUCGAAAAUAGAAGCUUUGCCCACGGAUCGUCACUAAUAGACCUCUUCACUGGAUUGGGAUUGAUCACGGCUGGCUUAGUUGCAGGUUACAUUAAGGAUGUUUCUGGUAGCAUGGUGACUCUCUAUUGGUCUCUUGGAGGAAUGAACCUGGUUGCCAGUCUCUUAACGCUGGUAAUGGUGUGCAAGGUGUCGAGAGCUCUUGCAUGCUGUCAACAAUAACCGAUGACUACACUGUAAAACAUUGGGUAAAAUUUUAACCAGCACGAGGGUCCAACCAAUAUGGGGCAGUAUUUUACCCAAUGCGGGAAGCAUAUUGUCCAGUAACGUUAAAAAAUAAAGCAGCAAUUACUUUAGCAUUGGCAAAAUUUUCAUCACACUGGAUGAAUAAAAAGAAAUUCCAAUGUUGGUUGGACACAUAAUUAACCUCAUGAAGCAAUUUUACCCAAUAUUUUUUAGAGUGUAACCAACUACUGAUCUAUAGAGACAGAAAUUUAUAUUAGUACAGUUCAAUCAUUACAUAUUCGACUCAACGGUUUAGGACCAAGACCAGAGCUAGAUUUUGAUAUGAAAACUAUAAUUAGCAACAUACUCUCUAAAAAGAGUUUACCUAAUAUUGGGUAAAUGGGAACAUUUAUGUUUGCUGGGUUAAAUGAGAGUAAAUACUUUGCAAACUUUACGCAAUGUUGCGUUGAAUUUUACCCCUUAAACUUGCAUUUUGCCCAAUAUUGGGGCAAACAUUACACAGCAAACACAUUAUUAAAACAAUGGUCAUAUCACAUGUUCAGGGAGAAAUAGAAGAUUGUUUCACAUGAAGAAAUUAGAAAAUUAGAAUAUCUCAUAUUUCAUUUAAUAAAAUAGAAAAUAUAUUUUGAGUGGGUGACGUCAUAAGUCCUCUUUUUGGCAUACAGACCAGGAUGUGCAUACAGUGCCU